AUGGUACAUUUUAAAUCUCACUCACACUUUUUAUGCUAAUUUGUACUAGUUGUUUUGACGUUUCAAUUUAUCGACAAUUUCCAACGCACUCGUGGUAUUCCCCAUGAUAACUAAAAGCCCUGAGGGCGUGCGUGUGCGUGUGCGUGUGCAGGGGUAUGCAGCCACCGGCGCGCCUACUACUACUACGCGGAGGCGCUGCGGCGGCCCGAGGAGUUCUCGGCGAGGGCGUGCGGCUCCUGGGGCGACUUCAAGAACGGCUCGUGUGCGGACGCGCCCUCCGUGUCGCUCACCGCCCUCGCCGCCGACGGCGACGCCAACGACACCGACACCGCCGCCGGCUCCGACGGUGACUUCGGUGCGUAUGGUUUUCCAGUGUGUGGGGCUUCAACAAGCAAAAGUGACAUUACCACAAACGCUAUCGCCAACUUUACCUUCUUGGUGAAUGUUUGUGGUGAGAAACAGUAUUUAAGGAGCAGUGUAGUCCUAACUGGUUCUGUUCGCUUAUCUGUGUUCAAUAGUGAGCAAAUAAGUGUUGAAAUGUUGCAGGGGCCCCGCCUUCUACUUCCUGGACACGAACCCGCAGCCGCCCUUCGGCCGCCCGCCACCUACGCCCUCGAAAGGGGGGCCCUUCGGUUCCUUUCCCUCUGUGCUGGGCGCGCCCUAAUUCUCCCUUCGACGCUUUACAGUCGACUCCAGCCAAGUAUUUUGCAGGUGCAACACAACCCGCAUUGCUACACAUAUUAGACAGUCAUAUAUAUUUUCUGUUAGCAUUACACCACUACUAUGCUUUUUUCACUCAUUGACAAAUUAUACUAAUUAACUGUUGGAUAUUAUUUUGUUAUGUCGGAACUUCAGUUGUGGAAUAAAAAGUUUUUGCUUCAUUGAUACAUUGGAAUUUAAUGAAGGUUUUUUCUAGUGCUUGAAAGAAGAGUAAUCGUGUCUAUUUUCAACAUAUAUUGAAAAGGUUGGGCUGGGAGAAUUUACUGAACGAACUGACAUGCAUACGUUUUUGGAAACGUUCUUCUCAUUUUAUGUUGUGAAAUUUUAAUACAUGCAAAUUUCUUUUAGUACAGUAGUUGUAUAAGCGUCAAAACAGGAGUGAUACUUUCAACAUCUGUAUUAUUUAUUUAUGUACAGAUUCAAUAAAAGUUAAAACAAGGAAUUGCUAGUAGAAGUAACUCAGGAAAGUAU
Molecule: messenger RNA, 1191 nt
Organism: Gryllus bimaculatus (two-spotted cricket)
Lineage: Eukaryota; Metazoa; Arthropoda; Insecta; Orthoptera; Gryllidae
Source: the annotation of a GenBank genome assembly